CGUGGAGCAAUGAAGGUUUAUCAGAGCGUCCUGCCACUCUUCAAUUGCCAGUUCCUACACACUCUGGGUAAACGAUGUCUUUCGACUACUGUGAUGAGCGGUAACCUGAAGCAGAUAGACGCUGGGUCUGGCUCAGUGGUUGGAGUGAACAAUCUUAAUGAAGCAUUUGUCCUGAUUGAUAAUGUCUUCACAAAGAUCAGCGGGUCUCUAAAGCACUUCAGUGUUGGUCCUGCUGGUCAGCUGGGGGUUAAUACAGCAAACAACAUCUUCAAGUUUCAGAGUGGCAACUUUAUUCAGUUUCCAGGGCUUCUCAAACAGGUGGAUGCUGGAGGUGAUCAGAUCAUUGCAGGUGUCAAUAUGCAUGAUGACAUAUUCUGUUUAAAUAUGGACGCUAACAACAAAUGGCCAUCCAGCACCACUCCUUGGGUUAAUAUUAAUGGAAAGCUGAAGUAUUACAGCUGUGGCCCGUACAGCUGUUGGGGAGUGAACAGCAAUGACAAUAUCUACAUCAUAAGGGAUGUGUCUAAUAAUGUCUGUUCUGGGUCCGGCAGCUUCGUGAAUAUUCCUGGACUUCUGUCCAUGAUUGAAGUAGCAACUGAUGGCAGCGUCUUUGGUGUCAACUCUCAAGGGAACUUAUACCAAAGGUGA
Molecule: messenger RNA, 648 nt
Organism: Sinocyclocheilus grahami
Lineage: Eukaryota; Metazoa; Chordata; Actinopteri; Cypriniformes; Cyprinidae
Product: fish-egg lectin-like
Exons: 4
Coding region: 10-648 (212 amino acids)
Source: RefSeq, a predicted model, not a curated record